Molecule: messenger RNA, 29243 nt
Organism: Spirometra erinaceieuropaei
Lineage: Eukaryota; Metazoa; Platyhelminthes; Cestoda; Diphyllobothriidea; Diphyllobothriidae
Source: the annotation of a GenBank genome assembly
AUGACUUUCGUUCAUCAGUUUUCUGACAUACCCAAUACAACAACAUUUUUUGCGUUCGCAUAUCCAUGGUCCUACUCGGAAUCUCAGGAUCUUUUGGAACGGAUUGACAGGCUGUCAACUCAGCUGCUAGCGGCACGGAAAUCGCGACGCCUAGGGAGACGAUCCAGCAGUGUCACCGCUAAAAUUUCUCCAGAAUCCAAGGCAUCCCCCGAGAACAUGCGGCUGACAAGCAUUUAUUUUCAUCGUGAAAUACUCUGUUACAGCCUCGGGGGCCGAAAUAUUGAUUUACUCACUAUAAGUGAUCACGAAAAUCAGCUAAAAGAAAGAGAGGAUAGAUUUGACCCCUUACUAUUUCCACGUCCCGAAAAUCCUCGUCCGUGGAAAUAUGCAAACAAAAAGGUAUGAAGCUGCACAUAAUAAUUUGCUUAAAGGCCAUUAUCUGUAUAACUUUGAGCCCACUGCUCUGCAAACAUUUAUGUAUAAAGUAUUUUGUGGAAAAAUGUCAGAGUAAGCUGCCUUGUUGUUUGUUAUCUUACUUCCCACUAGAAACCUUGGUGAAAGUUAUUAAAGAAGCCAAGGUUGGUAAACGUAAGUUUUCGAUUAUUCAUCAUAAGGCCUGGCGUUUACUGACUUUUCAAAUUCGAACGCUUUCCAGCCAAUAUGGCAAACUAUUAAAUAACGGGUUCUGGAAAUGCAUUACCUUAUCAACUUGAAAACUUUAUAUUUUAAUUUUUUUGGAGUUGCGGCAAAUAUAUUUACUCUGGUUUCCAAAUUCUUUCUAAAAACGAUGGUAAAAUGCUUAGCACGAAUGUAUCAGAAUUGCAUACUGCGAAAUAAUAGACGUUUUUUAUAGCAAACGGACGGCGCGCUUAUGCCUAAGAGAUUUAUAGGACAAUUGUAAUUUCGCCGUUAUAGCGUAUAAAUGAAAAAAACAUAAUAGUCCUAAGGUAAUUAUUGAAUUAAGUAGAGAUGGACAUGGUUACCCGCAACGCCAGAACUGCCAACGAAUACAAUCAAUUUAUGGACUAUGCGUAUUGCUGUGCCCUAAUUAUAUAUUCUAAUGACAUUUCGGUUUAUUUCCGUCAUGUAGAUGGCGCCUCAUUUUUGGGUUUCUUCCGCUACUUAAGUAUCAAAUCGUUUAAUAUAUUGCGCAUUAGAUGCGUCUGAAAAUAUUUCUACAAAUGGUGGUGGGACUUUACAAAACCCUUGUCUUUCAGUGACUAUACAUCGUAUGUUAAUAAUAUAAACGUAAAAUUAUAGCUUACAAUAUGUGUUCUUUCAUUUAAAUUGAAACGUAGCCUUUUUCAUGAGUGAGCGCAUCGUUACUGUUCUCUCUGGCCUUCCUCAUUUCCAUGAAAAAAUUUUCGACAAACUCCGCCUUUUCGUUCCUAUACGCUUGACAAUUCCCACCGAGUUUGAUCACGUAUUUAAGUAAAAUAUACACAAAAUGUAUGUACGAAUGUAACGAAUGUCUUUGGCUGGUAACAAUUUUUUUCUAAUCCAAGUUCAAACAUUCCGUGGAUGUCUCAAUGUGCAUGAAUUCCAGCUCCUAACUAUUCCCAGAUAGAACUCCAUUUAAUGUUCAACCAAAAGUUACAUAUAUGACCAAUUCUGGGGGGUUUUAUCUGUCUCCACAUAGUGGUUCGCGUUUGGCAUCAAAGACACUAUUUAAAUAGACCUUUGCCUCCCUUAAGUUUUUAAAUUUACAAAUUUUCAGGGAUCCGCAAAUGAGCCUAUAUUAGCUCGACAAGAAAUCCAGUAAUUUAAUUCCAAGUCAGGGUCUUCCUAACGAAAAAACUAAGUCCCUUUCUAAGGGUAAUUCGUUGUGAAAGUGUAAGCUUCAGAUUGGGUAACGGAAUAAGAGAUAAAGCACACCAAAUAUUUAUAAUAUUCAGAAAACAGAUGCAUCUGUCUGGCCUUCUUGCACUCAGUCACUUUUUUCUGCACGAAUACUGCUCGAUUUGGCGUUUAACUGUCUCCACUGGCCUAAAUGACACAGAGCCUGAAUGAAUUGAAAUCGAGUAGAAAUUUGGCAGCAUAAAUCAAGAUACUCACAGCACUUCUGAAAUGGGAAUUUCGACUUUUUGUAAGAUUUUAUCUUAACUACUUUACUUUUGUUUUCCACAUCAAGGUCUUUGUUAUAACGGCUCGCGUCCAUCCUGGAGAGACCCCCGGAAGUCACAUGUUUAACGGUGUUCUGGAGUUCCUCCUUCGUGAACACGACAAACGUGCCAUUGAACUGCGAAGACAGUACGUGUUCAAGCUGAUCCCAAUGUUGAAUCCGGACGGCGUUGUUCUGGGUCAUUAUCGGACAGAUACAAGGGGUGUUAACUUAAAUCGAGUCUAUCUGACCCCAAACUAUCUUCAGUAUCCCUCCAUCUACGCUGUCAAGGCCCUCAUUGCUUAUCACCAUCUUUUUUAUGGCGAAAAAUUGGCCUACCCGGGUUCUAUAUCACCCGAAAAGUUUGAGAAGUUUGUAACACUCUCCAAGAAGUGUCGACAAAUACUGGAUGAACCAGAGAAAUUCGGUUUGCCUAACACAAACACGCGGCAAAAAGCUCCCUAUGAGGAGCGUGUGUGCAUGUCGGGUGAUGUCCGUAGUGAGGGCCAUGAGUUGCCCAAGCCUUAUUCACCGCAAAUGGAGCGUUUCAAUAGCGCCGAGCCCUGCAGAAAGGACUUACAUCGAUUCUCACGGUACUCGUGGUAUCAGAAUCAAACACAUUUGGAAGACUCCAAGUCGGUAACUCUGCGUACCUUUCCUUCCUCUUCUAUGGUUGCUUUUCGACGUCACUCAUCCGUACUCGGAAAACUCCCUACCUAACUCGAGUGCUUUUUUUAUCCAGGCUUUCUAGGCAUUUACUUUCAGAGUUCAGAAUUUUCCCCGAAUAACUAAUUGCUUUUACUUAGCGUCUGGGUAACUGGGCAUGCAGACGACCCUUUCAGUCGUUCUCCGCAUGCGUGUUUAUUGGUAUUAAACUGAUUGUCGGGCACUGCAACCCUUAAAAUUUGCACACGCGAGUGAUAAUGCUUUCAGAAUAACCUACCGUCGUCCGUGUUGCUAGUGGAUUCACAACAUUUCAGCGGUGGGUGAACUUUUAGGUGAUUACACGAACGUCGACCGAAGAAGUAUUGCGACUGGGAGGUAAGACUACAAAAGUUGUUUAAGAAUAUAAGGUUGGAUUUUUCGUAGUAUUCCCCUUAAGUCGUCGUCCGAAAGGGCUGUUUUAGUGUUUUGCACAAUACCUGGCAAUCAAGUAGAUUGUCUAAAUGAGCAAAAUCAAGAUUUUCAGGCCCGGCGUUAAACACACCACAAGAGAACACUUAAAUAACGGUCGUUGUUGGCUGACACCCCCGACGAUUGUGCACACUGCCUUAUCUGGAAGACUAGAAACGCGAAGGGAAUCGAACUCAGUCAGGGUUGGACAUCUCACUUGUUAUGCGCUCUCCUCACUGAGGCUGCCUCAAUUUACCUACAUGCACUUUCAUUGUGACAAGGAAAUAGGUUAAUACAUAGUCAACUGAAUACGUAAUCGGGAUAAUAAACGUCCACUACACUAAUGCACCUGUUGAAUGUGGAUGCGAUUAACGGCCAAGCCUACCACCGCAUUAUCGUAGUGCAGCAAUUGCCGUGCAUCGUACGUGAUCCCAGUGGCCAAUAGUCGGCAUGGCCCACCACACCUGAGGAGAUUACACGACAAGUAGAAUAGUUGUCUAAUCAAUCAUCACAUCCUUUUGCUGUUUACCAGCCCCUAACAACAGACUGCAAAUUCAAUUGUCCAAAAACUCGGAGAGUGAGGAGGGCUGUCCCAGCGAUCUCUUCUGUUUCUCACCAUACGUCUACAUACUGAGAGCGUUAGCCCACAAGAUGGCCAGUGUUGUCUCAGGGAACAAAGGCGAUGCAAUGGUUCAUCCUUUAGCAAAGUCCUUCGGCACCCAUGACAACUACAUAUUUCCUAUUCGGAUACCCAAGGAAUUUAUUGUGAUUGGCUGGUAGUUUUAGUCCAACCCUGACUUCGUCAUCUGUUAACACGUGCUAGUGUGUUCCUCUCUCGUUGCUCAUUAUUGGGUAUACGGCUCGUUGUAGUUCUCUUCAAAUGUGUCCACAGGAUAUUACAGUAAGGCAUAUUGAAAGAUGGACGUAAAGGUGAAAUAAGGCUGAAUUCUCUUCGGGGGCUACCAGAAACAUCUACUACCGAAAGUCGGUUGAGCACGGGAUUAAAGACCCCCUAGUGUUACAACUGGCUUUGUCCCAAAUUCUAGACAGGUUCGGCUUAGAGCUGGGAAGAUUAGAGUUGUGGUCAGGAUACGGUAAUAUGCACCCUCUGAAAUUUACUGCGAGGCCGCCUGUAGUAUAGGGGUGUACACAUUCCAGUGUCCGACCCGAAAGUCUACUCAGAUCUUGUGAGGCCUGACCUUAAUAAUGCGUGUCUUGUGUCGUCUGUCGGCUCUUUUAGUUCAGUCUGCGUAUGAGGGAGGCCUUACCGGGUGUUCUCUUAAAUUUGCCAAGUCACUGAUGAAAAUUUGGAAAAAAGCGCAAGAUAUCUAGUUAUUUUUAACACCACGGCGUUGCCGCAGCCCUAUAUAAACUUAUGUAUUCUGAUUGACUACCUUUAGAACCGCGACAGUUGUAUUAACGGUCCUCGGAUACAGACGAGUGAGGCGCGCUACUUGGAGUCACCAGUCAUCCGCCACCCCGUUGAAUAUUCUCAUACUCCCACCGCUUCGCUCAAGGGCAAGAUUAUGAAGCAGUACUUCAGCGAGCAGGACUGGGUAUCCGUCUUUCUUGACGAAACCCAGUCGCCAAAUAACUCUUGCUCACGACAAAGUGAACUUGCCCCACGACUGCCCACGAACAUCUCCUCAUCCACAACUAUUCCACACUGUCACUCCGUAGAGGUGUCCCUCAGUUCCAUGCGUAGGACCCCGGAGGAAGAGGAGGUGCGUCUUCUGACAUCGGAGACCUCAAAAUCGUCUUCCAAGACGAGGACAGUUGAGCAUCCGUCCUAUGGGAUUGUACCACGACGAACACCAGGACCAACCUUCCAACACGUGGAUAGCAGUGCUGUUAAAGGGGACAGUGCUGGAAGUGUUAUACAACUGCCAGAUGUCACACCUCGAGUUCUCACUAGAAGAAGGUGUGUAGUGUAUUGCGACCAAUUUUGUUACUUAGCCUUCACAUUUCUACACGCUUAUAGGCUCAGUCUCUGUGCACUGUUGCCACAAAACGGAAUUUAUAUCUUUAGAUGACACAGUAUAACGGAAGAUAGUUCCCGUUUUAACACUACGUGAUACUGACCUUUUUGUUUGUCUGGUUAAACUGGUGAGUGGGAGUAGCACUACGCGUCUCAGAGGAGUGAUUUAGAAACUCAGCAGUGAAUGGUUACAGGUGUUAAAUGCAUGCCCAACAAUUGGUCACUGCAUUAGCGCGUCCUAACUACUCAUCUUUCUUACCAGCUUUUGAAUAAAGCACGCACAAGCCACGUGUAAUUCGUCAGUUUCACUGGCAGCCUAAAUUGCCUUUCCUGUCAGAUGACUGAAUGUGCUCUUUUUAACAGUUCAGAUCGACGACCCUCGAACUCCCCAGCCAAUCGUAAUAACUGCGCCCUCAAGGAGGAAGACAGUUUCGGUUUCGCACGAAACUCCACACUCUCAUCUGGGAGGGAGUCUGAAAACGCAUCUCCUGAGCUGAAGAUGCUGAUUGCGCACCAAAAGCGACGUCAGUCGAAACUGUCCCAAAGUCUGGAAAGUCUGGGUAAAUUUCCGGUCUAUCCUUUUAGCUUAUCUCCCGCUUAUGGAGGACGGAUAACGCUACACCUUUCGGUCGAUAAUGCCCCUUUCCUGGUUAAAGGGUGCGGUGAAUGUUUACCUAUUUUAAGGGCAUAAACGAAAGGCGUCAAAACGCAGGCAGCGUUUAUCUCCCUUCUUUAAUAUAUUUUCGAAUAUAAAGGUGCACAUAAGUGAGGUUGUUUAAUCGAUUAGCGGGGAUCCAAUUCUGGAGUUAAUUCCUAUACAUCGUUAUGCCACCAUUCAACUAACAGAGCUCCGGCCAUUUGGAUAAGCCAAGCUAAAAUUCCCUGCUUAUGGGGUGCGUAUUUUAGCAUUGAUUACAGACGCCUACCGCAGUCCAAUUUUAAUUCAUAGAUAAGGUCACGAAAAUUUGUCUAUAGUAUAAAUUUUAUGGGAAAUUGAUGUUCUUGAGGGUUUUUAUCUGAAGGACGGAUGCGUUUCAGUGUUACAAAGUUCGCGAUUAUUAGAGAUCGUGGGACGCCUACUGCGGUCAUCUUUAAUAAUCAUGAUCUCAAGAAUGUGCAGUGUGAUCCAUGUUUAUUGCUAUGGUCUAUGAGCAAAGUGGAUCCUCUCUAGAGGGACUAAUCUACUGUAUGAAUUUCUGUAAAGAUAACAUGCAGUAUGCUUUUUUGGAAACCUUUGGAAUAGAGGAUAGGGCAGAUUGAAUUUCAGGGGAUGAGUAUGCGGUCGCCGAAAUAAGAAGUUUACUGAUUCGGCGCCUCGAAUUCUUACCCAAACCCACCAUCACCCUACCCACCCGCUAACUUUCAAGUAGACCACCCAUCCGAAAUUCGACAGCACGACCGCCGUAACCGACGAUGUUCACUGUGCACUCCACAGCUGGACGAGAGCAGGGAUGGUGACUUACGCGUGACUUAUUUUAAAGUGAUCGAAGACUCGUACCGAAUGCAGCGCACAAUCCUCCCCCACCCAGUCAGAGCCACCUAAGUCAGAGCCAAGAAGACUGGAGGCGCGGGAGGACGCUUGUGGCUGACACGGCCGGAUCCGCACCUCGGCGUACCACCGCAUCCCCUGGUUUACAACAAACACUUGACCAGGAUUUUAACCAACAACCAAACUGGGUCAGAAGGAGAAGGAUGACAAAAAACACUGGGCGACCAUGCACGCGACCUGUAUACCCAGCGAGAGCACAAGCGCAUCUACCGGCAGGGAAUCAGGUUUCAGAGACCUGCCAGCGCAUACCAGGCUGCGAGAGCCAUGGUUUGCUGGUCCUGGCAUAGCAGACGCAUGCAGACCUUUAUGCCCCACAACGGCGGCACGUGACCAUGCAUUUGCGUGGGCUGUCGCCCUUCAGGGAUUGGGAGCUAAACAGUCGUUGACUGAGGGGCUUUACCCAUAAAGCACACGCACUCCUCACAUGCGUGAGUGCCAUAGGUCACGGUUGAAAGGGGCCGUGACACCCUGGCUCUCAGCCCACCAGUCCGCCACUCCACACAAACACACACAACUGGGGAGACUGCGUGGGCUAAGUUGGGGCGUCAGUCGGCAUUCUCCCAAGUCACGACGCUUGGCGCACCGUGGUAAUCUUAGACUCGGAUAACACAUUCAGCAGAGGAGACUCAUGGAGACGGGGCCGAGAAGCACACUUUCCACUUGCGUGGGAGGUGGCAGUUGAAUGCUCUGGAUGAGUGACGGUGUUGUGUGGUGGGGUUGUUGGUGGGGGAAGAUGCGAUGAUAUGGUGUAGCCGGCAGUUGUCUACGGCAGUCUUUCGUGGAUGAUAGGUGUGUCUAGAUUGCGGGGAACUCCGCCGUCGUGAAAACGCAUUUGACCGAAUAGGCGUAUGCGGUAGAUAGGACUGUGGAGGCAGUGAGUGCAGUGAAGACGGAUGCGACGAGUGUGGUUGGUGCUCCAGGUACUGGUUCGCCAGUCUCUGUGCGACGGACUCGCAAGUGGCCGACCAGGACAAGUAUGACCCCAGUCCUCGUCGAUGGAAGUGGGAAUUUUAGUGAUGUUCGAAACUGACGGGACGUCGGACGUCGUCCCUUCGGUGGGGGGAGCCCGUGAGGCCGUUAUGUUUGUAAGGGUGGUGCUGGUCCUGGUCGCUGCGGUCGAUGCAGCGGUUGGGCAGGGCAAGUGGUGUCGAUGUGUGAUGGCGGCGGGUCGGCGAGAGUGUAAACGGCGGUGAAGGGGAUGGCGGUCGGCGGGAGUUUAUGGGAGGGGCGAGUGGAAAAGUAGUAGACGUUGUCGAGUUGAUAGCAAAUUGGUGCGAAGAUCUCCAAUAAGUCCGACUGAUGUCCGGAACAUCCGCUGCCAUCGUGGGUAAGUCGGAGACGGUUGAGCGUUGGCAUUUCGAGGCGGGGGUAGUUGUGAUUUGCGGGCAUCACGUUUGGCUUUAGCGUCGGCGUGCGAUUGGCUUCAAAACUGAGCCUGUUUUCACUGUUCUCCUCCAGGCAGGCUAGUCCCGGACUGACUCUUCCCAGUUGACGGGGUCGGUCUGCAGACGCUUCAGGGAAGUCUUUGAUGUGUCCUUAUAGUGCCGGAUUUGACCUCCUUGCCGGUUGGAACUCGUGGUGACAUCUCCGUAGAGCAGCCACUUGGGUAAACGCUCGUCGUCCAUCCGCACGAAGCGGCCGCACCAAUGCAGUUAUAGCUGUCUCAGCAUGGUGUAGAUGUUAAGGAUUUCUGUCCAUUCCAGUGCGUCUAUGUCCGGGAUCCGGUCCUGCCACCUCAGUUUCAGUAUCCGCCAAAGACAGCUGAAGUGGGAACGAUUGAGCCUUCGCGCCUGCUUCUUGUACAUCGUUCAGGUCUCCGCAUCAUUCAGCAGCUUCGGCAGGAUGAUCGCUUUGUCCAUCUUCAGUUUGGUGCCAAGGUGGAGACCGUGUCAAUUCCAGACGCUGUUUCACAAACGGCCGAGGGCUUGGCUGGUGUUGAAUAUUUGAUGGGCCAUUUUGUCGUCCAUUCUGAUGCAGUGUGACAUUGUUCUGCCUAGGUAAUUGAAGUUGUUCACAUUUUUCAGUUGGGUGCCGUUCACGUUGGUUUUGGGUGUGACGUAGGCAGAGUCAGGUGGCAGUUGAUUCAUGAUCACCGUUUUCUCCGUAUUGAUGACCAGGCCGGAGUUGUCACAGGUGGCGGCGAAGAGGUCCAUGCUCCGUUGCAUCACUUCGUCCGUCGUAGUGUUGAGUGCGUAGCUGUCGGUGGGGCGGUUCUUCUCGGCGAGCAGGUUGCUGAUGGCGGCGUCAUUGUUACCGAACCUGUUCUGGUGAUGGCGCCGUGCUUGACGGAGAACAGCCAGGGCCAUCGACUGGACUGUGUCCCGCAUUUAGCACCAUCGGUUCUCUACGGAGACAUUCUCGUCAGCGGCGGUGGCGACUGGAAGGCUGGCUAGCCGUUGAGCCAGUUCAUUACUGAAAUAGAAAUUGUGAGCAGGCAAAGCCAACAAAGCAAUAUUCAACUUACCUAGGUGUUGCUUACCUUGAGGUUAUCUGUGAGACUUUAGGCGAGUCCACAUCUUGGAGAUGACGAGACGAUGAUCGGUCCACCCGUCAGCACCUGGGAUCACCUUUGGCACCAGCACUUCCCUCUGGUUUCGCUUCGGACGCGGAUAUAGUCAAGCAGAUGCCAGUGUCGCCGGCAAAGGUGCAUCCAGGUGGUUUUCUCUCGCGUUGGAAGGCGGAAGAUUGUGUUGCUCAGGAUGGGGCAGUGUUCUGCGCAGGUCAUUGGAGCCGUUGAGAUCAUGGGGACUCAACACUCCUCUUCAGGCAGCAUGGUCUGUGCGGACGCGGGCGUUGAAGACACCAAGGACAAUCAAGUUAUCCGCCUUCGGCACAGUCGCCAGGAGGGCAUGCAGAUCCUUGUAGAAUUUGUUCCGUGCCGCGUCAGGGUUGGUCUUCGGAGAAGCAUCGACGCUGACGAUGGUGGCGAUCGUUGGUGACCUGCGGCAGACAGGACAGUCCUCCCGCGAUGUCGUUCCGGAUGGAAAAUACGACACCCACAUCCCGUCGCUAUGCCCUGGGGUGACCGCUACAGAAGGAGGUGUAGCCGGCACCCACCUCCAGUUGGCCUUGUUCGGAGAACCGGGUCUGACUGAGUGCAACGAUUCCCACCUUGUGGUGCGCCAGUUCGCGAGUGACUGGGAUUAUCUAAAUCGGAACAAACAUUCUAGGCUGCCAGAGUGCGCGGACCCACCCUACCAGCCUGUGUGUGGGGCGGCGGAAAGAGGGAUGAGGAAGGGAGAGCGCUGUUUCUUGUUUGGUUGUUUCGACCGCGUGUUUUGAGUCUGAGGCCACGGUUAGCCUGCAAACGGCAUGGGUCCCCAGCAUUUGUUUAGGGCACCUUUCUAGCUCUUUCCCCUCGCGGGAGUGAGCAGUGCCAGGUAAUGGACUCUAGGCGUAGUCCACACCUGCAAGCAAAUGAGCAACCUACUACGGCAGUCACGUGGACCCAAAACUGGACACCCCAUACACCCCACACAAGACAGUUCGACCGUCGUUGUCGUCGAUGUCCACCGUGUGCUCCACAGCAAGAUGACGAAGACACGGGGACUUGCGCGUGAUUGAGUUUAUAGUGAAUGUAGACUUGCACAGUACCUACCGCAUUCUCUCCUCCUCCGCCUGGACCCGGUGUCAUGACAGAGUCAAGAAGACCUGAGGCGGGGGAGAGAGCAGGUGGAUGGCGUGGUCGAACUCGCACCUUAACGCUCCACUCCACACCCCCUGGUCCACACAGCAAAUGGCCAGGUUUUUGACUAAUAACAAAAGGGUGACUGGCACGGCCAGAGGCGCACCUAAGCGUACCGUCAAACCUGGCUCGGACCCCACGGAGUGGCAGUGCCACAAAGGACACAUUAAGAAGGAGCCAUCGCAGCUUGUCUCUUAGACCACCAGUCGGCCGCCCCACACAAACACAACACUGGGCCGACUGCGAGGUCCAGGUUAUCCCGUCAGUUGGAAACAUUCCCAGUCACGGCUUUUAGUGCACCGUGAUAGUUUCAAGGGCGUCAGACUGUUUAUAGUAAGGAAUAUGCGCUGAGUCGUCGACGUUGCCCUUUCUUCCCAUCCGCGGGCCCCAGCCACUGUCCGAACCGGUCAGUUAGGAGGUGCGGGGAAUGGGUGGGGUGGCUGACUUACCUGGUGAACUUGUUUGUGCGCGCCACAUGCACGACCCGGUCCCCCAAACAAAGUACCAGGAUUUCACACAACGAUGGUUGAGCAGCGUAUAGCUCACAUGCGUAAGAGCGCCGUAGGUCAGACUAAGAAUGAGUCGUUUCGGCCUGUUUCUUGGCCCAUCCUUCCGCCACUCCACACAUACACACAGGCAAGUGGGCAGACUGUGUGAACUGAGUUGGGGCGACAGUCAGCGGCCUUCCGAGCCACGGUGCUGGACGCGCCAUGAUAGCCUCAGACUCGAAUCACACAUGCAGCAAAGCAGUAUGGAGACGAAGUCGAGACGCACACUUCUCACUUGCGUGGGAGGUGGCAAUGGGAUGCUUCUGGUGGCUAUACGCCAGCGAGCCGGUGGUCAGAACACUGUCCUUUGUCCUAAUAUAUCCAGUGUACCCUGUUAUUAGAACGGAUAGCAUAAAAAGAGGUGAAUUUAUACGCAUGCUCCUGAGUGUCUAAUAGCAGUUAGGAGGAGACAGUUAUAUGCAACAAGUAAUUCACAUAUUUUAGGAGUCUCUGUUCGUGAAAAGGCCGACCAAGAGUUCUUGUCUGUUUUUGAAACGAACCUCGGUGAGGACGACGCUAUUCGCCUUGAAUUCCUUAAUUAUUGCAAAGGUGACCAUCUGGCUGAUCCGAAACUUCUGCAGAUCCCCUCCGAUGAAAGCAAUGUACAGUGCUACAUUGAUCUGCACGGUCACUGCACAAAACGCGGAUGCUUCUGCUAUGGAAACUUCUUGAAGUCUGAAAAGAGUAUGGUACGACUUGUUUUUCGUCCAGGCUUUGUUGAUACUAUGUCUAACCUUUAUGGAGAUGCAGUAACUUUGUCAUAACUCCAUCAACCCGAGUAAAUGAUGGCCAUAAACGCUAAAACCCCCAUAACCGCCUUAGAAUUUCCUCAGAGAGGCAGAAAUCUGCUAUUUUCAUAAUUUGCCAUAAAAGCUGACUGUCAUAAAUCUGGAAAGCAGGAAUGAGAACAGUCAUUUCAAUUUACUAGUACUGAGUUACACAGCUCGUCCGUUUUUUCAACUACACAGAUCAAAAUUCAUCGAUGAUUGAAACACCCCUUCGUAUAAAGAUGGAGGGAAAAGGCUUUGUCGCAAAUAGAUUUUGAGGUUCGUACUUAUCUCACACCAAAAUUCUCCGAAAGUCUCGCGUUAUCGUCCAACAUUUUUCGAUGAUUGGCAUGCACUGAUGUGACAUGAGUAACUUAUUCGUUUUGCGGGACAAUGCAACUAGCCUGGUUAGUUAACUUAGGUACCACAUAAUGAGGGUUUAAAUUAGACUUUUCUCCUAUCUGAAAUCUUUCAAGCUCUCUGGCGAGUCAACCUAGAGUUGCAUCUUUUUUCGCACCCACAAAAACGGUUUUUCUACUUAGCUGACACUUUAUACACCCUUAAAAAUUCUUUAAUACCAAUAUAUCGUCUUUUGAUACAAAAGAUGGACAAUAUAAUGUACGCGCGCCUACUUACCCUCAACUCCGCCUUCUUUGACUUUGGGGGCUGCAAUUUCUCGGCUCGAAACAUGUAUCAGAAGGACCGCUCCACCGCACAGAGCAAAGAGGGCAGUGGAAGAGUGGCAGUUGCCAAGCACAUGGGCCUCACCCACUGCUACACUAUUGAGGCCAACUAUAAUUCAGGUAAUUGGGCUUGUGUCUGCAGCCACCUGUGUUUCAUACUUGAACAUCAGCAAAGCCGUAUGGCCAUUUUGGACACUUGUCCGCCAACUGUGACUUGAGAGGUUCAAUGAGUUUUCUGCGGUAAUGACCAUAUGAAACUUAAUUCUAGAACGUGUGUGCAUGCUCUAGGUCUCAACCUGUAUGCUACACCAGCCCAAUACAGCGUUGGGGAAACCUUUCCAGCUAUUGGCACACUCAUUGGAGGGGCGUGUUACCGCAGCAUGGUUAUCAUGAUUUUACCAACUCCCUCCCCCUCUAGAAGCCACCCCGCCACCUUGGGGACAGUGAUCGGUCCGGGCGACUACUGUCAUACACGUACCAGCCAGUCAGCUAGGGACAGCCUUUCACAUUGGCGUGUGUACCAUCUCCAUGAUUUUGAGGUCGAAGUUUUCUCGAUACAAAAAAUGCUGAUCCUAUGCUAUUGCAUGCACCGUAUUUUCCUUUCCGCCAUUCGCUCGCUUCUUCUUGACUAGUUCCUUUUGUUUGACUGAUGGACUUAGCAUCUGGGCUGCACACUUUUGAGAUUCAAUUCUCUACCACUCAGCUGUGAGAUGCAACCGGAAGGGCACGAGUUAGGUUAAGGGUAAGGGCUAGGUCAAAGAUUAGCGUUAGAGUUAAGUUUGUCUGCUGCAUACUGUCUUACCCAAUCCGACCUUUAACCAAUGACUUUGGAUCAUCAGUUUUCCGCCCGUUUGCACAUCCUAGUUCGCUUCUUUCAAGUUGCGCAGUCCGCUCAGGCACCCACUUGAAGUAGUAAAACAUAAAUAUGGCUGAAGUGUGAGUCCUAUCAAUGUCUUCCGUAUAUUCUGUUUAUUGCUCUCCUACUGACGGAAGUAAUACUAGCAUCCUUCUCGUAUUCCAGGAGUCCCUGUGUUUUAUUUGCUGGUCCGAUGUGGUUGUGUAGCCCCACCCGAAAUAGACAAACCCAGUCACCUCUAAUACGCUACCAGUGGUAAUAGGGAUUUUACAGGUGGAGUCGCGGAACGCACAUGCGACGAGGUCAAGUAGUUGUAUGCAAACGCAGAGCCACUAGCGGUGUGCGGUUGUAAUUUGAAUGGUUAAGAAAUUGUUGCGCUAACCCUUUACCCUAACCCUAGCCCUUAACGAUAACCCCUAAUCCUAAACCCUAACUCCUAAACAUAACCCUUAACACUAACCUUAACCGCAGAAGUUCGAAAAGUAACUAUUGACAAUGCCGAAGGCAACAAUAAAAACGGGGGGACCGUACUGACAGCCUCUGAAUUACUCGAUGUCAUGAGCCAGUUACCUACGCGCCAACAGCACGCUGUACGGCCCUGAUAUUUGACUCCGAGUCAGUUCGUCACUAAGCCCUCUAGUCACUUUGCCCUUUGAGCUACAGGCUCUCCCUUCUAACUGCAGUCGGAGAAAGUUACUCAAGUUUUACCGACCUGAAUCAGGUAGAGGUCAUGGUUUGUCCCGUUUCACACGUUACACACGCUCAAAUUACGACAAGUAGUUAAUCGAUGAAUGUUUUGGCAGAUUUUAAAUAAUUCGUAUUGACCCAUCUGUGAAGAGCUCGACACCUCCGUGGAUUCGAACCCACGACAACAAGCGGGGGGCUUUAAUACAGCCAACGCUCUAGCUACUUAGCUGCGAAGCCCCACCGAAAGACGUGGGUUUAAUCACAUUUGGGUCAAGUUAGCCGCCCAACUUACUGCAAUGUCUGGAAUCCACCAAAUCUGAUCCAGUAAGCUGACUUCCCAAGCAGGUGGCAAGGGCGUUGGCUGGACUAAAGCCUCCCGCUUGAUGUCCUAGGUUCGAAUCCCGCCGAGACGCCGAGGUUUUCACAUUUGGGUCAAAAUGAAGUAGAUAACCGUCUGUAAGGAAUAACUACUUUAAGUUAGAUGUUAUUGAAGUUGUCAGCAGAAACCCAACCAAGCGCUUGCGAGAGUUUCUCGAUUCUUGCGGCUCCUGUAUCACAGUGUUAAUCGCCCUCUCUACCCCCCCCCCCCUUAAGCACCAGGCGGAACUACUAAUGCAUAUCGUCGGUACCUCCGCCUCCGAAUUACUGAGUCUUGUUAACAUGCUGUCUGCUAGGGCCACGCGCUCUGUCACUCAAGUCCUACAGACUAUCGAUCCUAGCCUUCGCGUUCGCAGUGGAGGGGGGCGUCGGUUGCGGUCUCCCUACCCAUCUCUCUGCCGAACUUACUGCCCUGUUUAGCCCGCACUCUUCAGCUCUCACCUCUCAACCCACUCAUUCAUCUCAGCUUCCCUACUCCUCACCCAUCAGCGCGAACGACCCUCCCAGUCGGUUCGUUUGACAAUGUGUUUUUUUAAGCACUUCGAAGCUUCGGGAGUGAGUUCCGAUUUUCGAAGAGUCCUCUUUCACAACAAAGUAUAACCAUCGUCCAACAUCCCGUAAUUGGAUGAUCUCCUUCCGUAUCAAGAUAUCACAGGGUAUGACCAACAACGUCGGAUUUUAGGCUACGAGAAGGCGUAUACUCAUAGUGUAGUCUUGUAAAUGCAUUUUCUUAUACUUUUUUUUCAAUCACACAGGUAGACUGAUAAACAUCCUGCCGCCUGCGGCCGGCGACAACCGGUGCACUACUCCUCCUGGUUUCCUCUUCGGACCAAUGCGCAGGGACCUAAAGCACAACGCCAACGAUGCCAUGAAUUGUUACCUCAAUUUCCAGCACGCAACCCACCCCGUCAUGUUUAUGGAAUACGGGGCAUAUGUAUUAAACAUGUCAACUCGAUUUGCUAUACCGCACUACGAGGAGAUGGGUCGCGGUCUUCUGAUAGCUGCCUUAGACAUGUGGUGCACCAACCCCUGGUCCCGUCUCGCCAAUUGCCCCUGCGCAGACAUGUUGAAACUGAAGCCUGGAACACACAAGACACUGCGGACGUUGACAUCACCGCUAAACAGUGCCAACAAGUAUGCCCUGUCGGGCCAAAAGAUCCGGAUGGCUGAGAGCGUCAAUUACAAGGUGGGUACAGAUGUGUUUCGGAACUCUGUCGGAUACGCCCCACUGAAACAAAAGGUUCAGCAACUCUCUCGCGUCUCGCCAUAAUAGCUCGUACUCUCUCAUACCUCCCUUCCCACCGUACCGUCUUUGAGGUAACAGGUGGCAGAGCGAUUGGGGAUAUGCGUCUCCACAGGUGGGUUGUUGUGCUUUUUGGCACUGCUUGGGGUGUGGGGCAUCGGUAAGGACGUCAUAUGAGACCCAUGAUUUCAUAUUACAUACUAAUGCCUGCUGAAGUCCACAGCAGUAGUGUUACUUUAUCACGUUCGAGAGCGAUGCCAUCUGUUUAGCCACUGCACCCCUACACGGAAAUCUUUCUUAAACGACGAGUGCUACGGUUAUAUCUUCCCCACACCGCUGGCUUCGUUUAGCCUUUGCAUGAGUUGUCAUCCAUACUCGCCUCAGACUCGUCAGGGUUGAGUUACCAGUUAAGACAACGAUGUCAUCCGUCCUGUCGCUGCAUCUACACACGGAAAUCUUUCGUAACUGGCAUGUACUAGGGAUUUUCUUCCCCCUACGUCCGCCGGCUUUGGUUCAUACUUCGAUUAGUCGUCAUCCAAACUCGCCUCCGGAUCAACUGUGCUGCCUAACCGUCAGCAGGUGCGUAUUAUCAGCGUUCCCUUUUGUUUCAUCUUCCGUUUGUGGCUAUAAACCGCUUUCCUUACUAUACUCCAAUAAGUAGGUCUGCUAUGGUGUCCACCGGCAUAGGCCUGCGUUACAUACCGCGAGAGCCCCCCAAGGCGGCCUAUUGUACCGCGUGUACCACAUUAGUUACUUAUUUAUAUUGGACGCAUACGACAACGCUUACGCCAGUCAGUUUUAGGUUCCUUCAUCGCAUCCGUAACCGGCUACGGUUUCCUUGACGAUGUCGCACUCACCGGCCAUUUGUUCAUGCCUCUACCAUCGUUGCAACGUAACCCACGCGUACGGAAAUCGGUAUUUACACAACGCAAAAAAUAUCACCAAUCUGCUUAAGGUUAAGGGUUGAACUAGGGGAUUCCUUCCCCCCCCACAACUCGGUUAGAUUCAGUUUACCUUUCGAAAGAUUGCCAUCAAUUCCAGAACGCUUAAAAGCUCUGCCUUUAGCGACUUAGACAUCGAUGCCAUCCGUUGAAUCAUUGUAUCCCCCACACUGAAAUCGUUCGUGAACGCCAAGUACUAGAGAUUUUCUUUCACCGACCCUAGUUAGCAUCCUGACGUUGACCGUCGUUACUAUCUGGUACCAAUUUCGGCUUCCUUGACCACAUCGCUCUCAGUGGCUUGUUUUUUCCAGCCACAACCAUCGCUGCCACUUUCACUGUGUGCAGGGACAAACAAUAAUAACGCAGGUUAUAAAACACUAACAAUCCGUUUAAGGGACCUUUCUCAGGUCACAUCCAGAGCACUUCGGUCGAGACGAACGGAUUUUUUUUGCAUUGGGCUUCGUCCAAAUGAGCCCCCCAGAGACCUUCUGGAGACCGACCCGCUUUCCCGCAGUUUCUUUUUAAGUCGGCUCCAAUACACCUCGAUGGCAUUCGUGAAGCGGCCUGUUUCAGGAUCCACAAAAUUCCUGGAGUGGUUGACGGUGAAGUUCUUGCACCCUCCUGUAGGUGGGGCACCGUAUGUCUUCCAUUUCAUCCGUAAUUAUUAUGCUGCCGGGGUCGACCCAUUUCUUUAUCACGGUUCUGAGGGACGGCCAGUUACGGUUUCUGGCCUGCUCAAGAACAGCAUUCCGCUGUGAUGGUGAGACAACUGCCUUAUAAGACCGAACCGGUUUUAGUUGUCUUUAUUCUGUGAUUUCUGGUGCACUAAAAAACCGUCGGCGCUCAUAUUUCUUUUAUGCAACCUCAACGGUUUGCGGCAGACGCAGGCUCGCAGUGUUGAUAGAAGCCCCUUUAUACUGACAAUACGGUAACACGUUAGUCAUUUCAAUUGCUAUAUUAUUGCUGUCCAUUUUUACGCAUUUUUUUUAGAAUUUGCAGGCCUCCGCAUAGGAUUUAUGUAACAUAAAAACAUAACUUUCUUACACUAACAUCGCAUAAUGGCAUGGCUAUAACAACAAAUCAAAUAAAUUUAAAUCAUUGGUACUCUCUUAUGUUGUUUCACUUAAAUAUUAACCAUUUGGCCAUUAGGCGGAGGUUGAGCAGCUUAUUUGGUUAGAUUACCUUGGCUGGACACCUGGUCCACCUACAUGUUCUCCGCAGUACUGAAGCAUUUCGUCGUGCGAUUGGGCCAACGUUGGCGCUUUGCUCUUAUGGGGUUUGUUUGCCAUACGACCUUGGGCUUUUAUUGGCUACUUCAGUGCCCUGACCGCUGAUCUUGGCGUCAUUAUUGUACGGGUGUUACAUUUAGUUCAUUUUGGUGCCUCGGCGUUAAAUAUCACCCCCUUUUAGUUUUACGGUUCGCCUUCAAGUUCGUAAUUAGACUUACGUUAGUUUAUUCCAGUUUUUUUUAUAACAUUCUCCAUAAACAAGGCCCUUUCAACCUGCCCUCCUAAUCCAUUUGCCCUACCCGUAUAAGUCCUCUUUCCACCGGUCCCGUAAGACACUGAGACGUACCUCGGGUGAUUGAGCAAGGGUCUCAUAUGGCGUCGUUGCCGGGGCAUCCUCUUACUUUUGGCUCCACAGCGCUGCGCAGUUCAUAGCGGCUGUGCUUCUUUGAAGUCUUAGACUGGCAGACAAACCGAAGGAUGGUGGCCGACAUCCCUCUGUCCCUUAAGCCUAUGAACUUGUGUUCGUCUAGGUGAUAGGAACCUGUACUGUCUUCGGAUGUGUAAAAUGGGGUUUUACGCGGCCUGUUUUGCUGGUCGGCUUGACCUAAUAAACUCACUAGAUCACGUUGGAUGAAUGAAGAGAGUGAGGCUGGUGUUACGAAACCGUCCUCGCUGUAGUCCACUGUGUGUGCAUGUUACCCCUUUUAACCUCUCCCUGGGAAAUUGUGAUCGGCGUCGUCGUUUUGCUCGACAGCCGGGCGAAUCACCUAUGCAUCUAGUACUGCGAUCGAUAUUAAUUUACGAGAAGGGAGCAACUGGGAGCAAAAGCGUGUUCGACGGCGUACACUAAAUUUGGCUUGUCAAAAUUAGAGACUAAGUGUUCAUUCUUGCACCAAGUAAUUCACCGUAGUAGACGAGAAGAAUAUACAGGAAUCACAGACGUCGUCUUCGUAUUAAAACCUCGCAAGCACAGUAGGUAAACUGGUGGAUAAUCUUUAAAAUUAUUAGUAGACAAACUCGCAACCACAUUGACUCGUAUUUUAGGCCUGUCGACAGAAAACUUCAGCACCAAGUGUUCAUUUUGCUGACCGAUAGAUUACUACCAGUUUAAUCAAUACUUUUGGUGGUACCGUAAACCAUAGAGUGAAAGCUUAUCCUAUCCGAGUAGAGGUAGCUCCUUGUGUAUUGCUAUCCUUCCUCGAAGAUGUAAAAUCUGUUGAAAAAAUGACUUUUUCCAUUUGUCUCAAAGCUCCUGCGAAACUGGGUAAGACGCCACACUACACAGCUGGCUGCCCAUGAAGGCAUCACCUUUACACGCAAAGAGUCAGAAGCGAAAAGUCAGAGGCAAGAUGUCCGUCUCCCUGCAACGGGGCGAAGCGCAGUACUUGAAGUGGUCCCGCUAACCCGCCCUCGUGGACGAAAUAAUGCUCCAUCAAGGACUGCUGCUGAACUUGUUUGUGUGACCCCAGUCAGUACAGGGCGACCGCAAAUUCGAGAGAUUGCGGAGACCUCACUGCAUGGACGCAGUGAUGCCCCCUCAAGAAUCACUCCUGAGGUUGUUUGCAAAACCCCAGGUAGCGCAGAGCAACCAAAUCCAUGGACUUCAUUCGAUCCAGAAGUUUCGGCUAACACUACGCAAGACGAUGAAAACGAACUGACUGCUGGCUCUGUCCGAAACCGAUCUCAGUCCUCGCACAAGGUCUUCAGGACCCAGUGCACCGCGCCAUCCUCCAAAAUUAUGCCACCUAAGCGGAAGAAAUUAUCGAGCAGCGAAACAUCACAGAAUCCGCCAGAUAAGAGUGAAAACCGUCCGAAGCUGUCCCAUAAGACGGUCGAGUUUUCUUGUGAGACCGGAAAAGCCACGUCGGAGAACGAGCAGUCUUGUCAGUCUCAUGCUUCGGUUCUCCCAGAGCCAUCCCCACGGAUAAGACAGGGCCAGUGUGAAAGGCGAGCAUCUUUGCGCAAUGACUUUAGUGUCCCCAGACCAUCAUUCGGCCAACGGCUGUCAAGUCUGGAAUUUGGUUUCGAGGCUUCGAAAGUGGUCAGGCCGUGAGUGCAAUUUAUAAACGUUGGGGAUUUUUAGCACAUCGAUUUGGCUUAAGUAGGAUGUAAAUUACUUGGAUUGCCGAGGGCUUUACAAAGGAAAAUGCAACCCAGUUAUUAUAGCCAGCUGGAGGCUUGGAACUGUAAUGCACGCGCGGGAAAUCUACAUCCAAAGAAUUUUUUCUAGGUGAGACGUUUCCCUCGAAUAUGUGAGACUUCAACAGGCGAGCUCAAUUAAUUUUCCUUUCUCCGCUUAAUAGGCUUCUAUGUCCGACGGCCUGAAUGUUUGUUAAUCGCAAGCUGCCGGGGCCACCACUGUCCCGCAGAGCAGUGAUGACUAUUGCGUGACAUUUACCCCAUUCUCUUUUUUCCCCACGUGUUUCAUUAUUCAGACAAGGUAAAAGCGACUGAGCGCAAUGGCUGACCUGGUAUAAGGCACCAGGUGUGUAACCUAAGUCUCAGCCUUUGCCGGUCAGACAGAUACAGCUAUCAUCCCGGUCACUAACUCACAUAGUGGGUUCUUAAGUCGAACUCUGACACCAUCCUCCAGCUGACGAGACGGUCUUUAAAGUCGAAAACUUCUCAAAAAUGCGAGUGCCAUUCACCGAGAGGGGGUAAUUGAGUUUGCACGUUUCGUAUAACGGAUUCAGCCCCCCAUUUGCAGAGACUAGAGAGCCUAAUGCACAGCUCUCAUUAUAUAGCGCGUGGGUUGCAUACGCAUUGUGACUGACGCGUUGAUCGUCCAUGAUGUCAGCGGGUACAGAAGGGGUCUCCAUUUUGCUGUGAUCAGUGUCGCUCUCAUCGUCGUUAACUGUGGUAAUAGUUGGUGGCCACGACGGUCUCACGCCUUCACUGUCUCUUAUCAAGCAGGUUUUCAAAACCAGGUAUGUUUCAGAGAGGUUGAAAUGGCGGCCAGCUAACAGCCAGGCCUCGGCGCGCAACCUCGUCGACGUCCAAGUCGAAGGUGCGCCCUGUGUGCUCGGUUAAGGCCGUCCCCUUCGACUUCGGGUCCGCGUUUGUUGCUGUCGGCUGGUUUCGCCGACGUAGCUGUCCCCUCCACAAUCUUGUGGAAUUCACUAGAUAAAGACUGGCGUCUUUUGGCCGCACCACCAACGACUGAAGAAUUGAUUCAGACCUGUGCAACUCUUAUAUCACAUAGUAUAAAGGUCGAGGUCGUGGAGAAGUCGCUCACGUAAAGGAUGAUCCGCCACUAUAUGAGCUCCCUAUUUUUCUUGAAUCGAGGCAUUCGACAAUGAGUGCUCCGGGGUAACCGUCAGUUCGAAGAGGUAACCGUGAUGUUUGAUGUCUUUAAAAGUUAACACUCGAUGGUAUGAUCUACACAUACCGAUUCUUCCUGAUACUGGGGUAGUUGCUGCAUAAUCUGGCAUUUUCGGCGUUUUGUUCCCUUUUCCUAGUUUGCUGCUGGUUUUAUGCUAGGUUUCCAAAAUGAGAGGACGUCUGAGAUUGGAAGUUACCUUUUUCUUUCCUCCGUCAUAUAUUUCACGCCAAAAUGACUGAGGUUAGUUGGUCGUUGCCGUAUUCAACCUGAUAAUGUUCCAUGGCAGCAUGGGUGUUUCAAAGUAACAGACCCAAAAGCUUGGGUUUGUGCAGCUCGAACAGCCGUCUUUGGGGGGUUUUCGAGAGCUGCCUCAGCAAUUAGUCCGGAGAGUUAUGAAUUGAUCGAGACGCAUUUUAUUUGCUCGUGGGUGGUCUCAUCAAAGAUGAAGAAUGCACCUAAACUUACUAACCCCUUUUUGUUGGUGGUCCUCAGAUGGGCUGCUUUAUUUCCUUGCUAGUGCGUACACUUUGCACUUUGCUUACUCGCUCUUGCCGUAUCAGUCCUCCUCCAUCACUUACUCUGAAUACUUGUCAGGGCUGCUUGUCAUACACAGUUCAAGGAUGUUUGUUCUUAUUCAGUGCUUAUUACUCACUAAAACCAAUGCUUUAGACAAUCGUGGACCAAAAAUAACCCCAUUUGGUAAGCUACCGUCCUUUAUUCGUAUGCACUUCUGGUUGGAGGUCGUCCAGGGUGUAGUGCCAUGUCUUCAGCAUUUUGUUUUGCCCUGAGUUACGCACAUCAAUAUUCCUCUUCAGCAAUGACUAUCUAGUGAUUGACGAAACAUCCAUGACUUAGAAGCAAUUUUGUCAAUGUGCAAUCAUUUUUUCCUAGUAAAAUACACCAUCUUUAAACUGUCUACGCAAAUAAAGGGUAUCGUUAGGCUUUAAAAGGGGGCUUUUCAAAUCUCCGAAUGAUUUUGCAUCCGACUUGCCGCUGCAAAUGCUUUUAGGAAUUCCAAACUAAAAGCUCUACACUUUCCAUGUAAGAAAAACCCUCCAUUUCCCAGUGCUAUUAAGGUAUCACACGGGGUUCACAAAAUUGUGUAACACGCAUGGACCACAUUGUAUACUUCAGAAGGAGCAUUUAUAAACCGAUCGAUACGGCGCUGUUUUAGAGGACAUUUAUUAAUCUUAUAAAAUCUCGGUCGGCAUUUCUUAUAUGGCCACGUAAUACGGGCGGUCUUGCGCUAAACGCCAGGAAGGGUAGAUUUUCGCGUGUCCCAACCCUAACCCAAACCUUAGCUCCAACCCUGUCUUGAACCCCAACCUUAACUCCAGCCUUGUCUCAGAUAUAACCUUAGCCUUAACCCUAAACUGAACCUCAAUUCCGCCGGCAUUUGACGCAAUUUACUACAAAAUAAAUAGAAUGAAGAAUACUCUUAGUGCAUGUUUUCUAUAAAGUACAUUUUAAUCUAUAAGGGCAUUGAAAAUCUACUCGGAAAAUACAAACAAUUUGGAUAGUCGUUUCUACCGAGUGCGAUUUUUGCUGGCGGGCGGGGGAAACUGCAUUCGAAAGCAGCUUUGACUGAAAUAUUUGGGGAUUAUGCUGCUCGAUGAGCAGUAUUAAAAAGCCGCCAAAGCAAUCCCGGUGAGGUUACACGGGAAUAGGAACGCCCAACUUAUUAAUGAUGGCGGCCUGCGCAUAAUUCCAGGAAAGGUAAAUACUGCCGUGUCCAAACCCUUACACUAACCGUAAUAUAAACUUAAACCGUGGCCCUAAUCUUAACGCUAAGUCUGCAGUUAACACUAACCCUAAGGCUAACCUUAAUCUUAACCUUGAACGCAAUCCUUGACGUAACCCCUACCUUGAGCCUAACCCUUCUUUCACUGGGAUUUAACGCAGAGCCACUUUUAUUGCGGGCGGUUCCUGUCCUCAUUCCCUGUUUAGAUGGCCAGAUAGGCAGUCCUUGCCAUAAUCCCUUCAAAUCGAAAACACGGUUCUAAAUCUCGACUAACAUUUCACGAAAUCCGCCACCGUUUGUAUAGCGCAACAUCGCUCCUGAAAUCAUUGCCAUUUCGCCGAUCGCUUAGUAGCCAUUGCUGAGCAUGAAUAUUUAGUUGGGCGGCGCGGGUGAAUAUUGCAUAUCGAGGACACAGCACGAGUCCUGCACGACCUCUAACCACGAAUGCAUACAAAUAAAGGACGACAAAUUGCCAAAUGGGGCUGGUUUUUGGUUCACAUCUAGUGCAGGGAGAUGCCGAUGGUCAAUGGUCAAUUUCGUCCUUUUUGGCUCCUUCGCUGUUGUCGCGUUUGUGCUUUUGUCUUCAUCUCGACCAGUUAAGCAAUUACUACUGUUGCGCAGGACGCUAACAACUAACUGGAUGUAUGGACUUGAUGAGUGCAACCGACUUGUCGAUCCGGAUUAAAACGACUCGGUAGUCCAUUUCAACAAUCUGGUUAAUGGACAGGGAUUGGGGAGGGCACAAACAGGCACAGACACACGCGCUCAUGCGGACACGGAUUUAUUACCUACCCAGGCAUAUAGGGUGGCAGCGGUCACGACUAUCAGACCAGACCUGGCCAAACUACAGCUAUGAGUUUUAUUGAAAUUUCCAGUGGGAAUAUAAAACUAUCAAUUGAGGUGUAGUUGAGAACCGAUUUCUUUUUACCUUGAUCUACUUCACAGCCUCCCUCAGCGCCCAAGCAAAUGGGAGGGCGGAAAAACAGCCAAGCCGAGGAAUGACAAACUAUACGGCAAGAUCUCCGAGUCGAGCCCAUAUGAGAGUAGGACGGUCUUUCUGUCACGCAGGGGAAGCCUUCCGGCGAGGAGCCCCAACCCCAAUAAAUUGAUUGCUUUGGAGCCGCCAAAACGAUGUCUCGAGAAACCAACUCCCCGAAAGGUUAACUCGUCCACAAAUAACACGAGGAAAAACACUCUUGACUCACACUUGACGACUAUUCGUCCAUCGGUUGCCGGUGUGGUCAUAAAGAGCCUAGAAGGUGGUAAGGUGGCCUACAAAAGCCUUGCGGAACUAGAACGAAGGGACAUCAACUGGAUGCUCAGAAGAACCGAUCCCAGCCAGCCGAAGGUACGUUUAAAAAAGAAGCAUAGUUCACUCUUUUUGGGCGGAGUACUUUACCUUCCAUCAAUCUUACCAGACCCUGCUAUAGGGUAACCCUCAAUAAAAUGCCAUCGCGUACUAGCUGCAACCAAUCUUCCAAGCAGGUCAUCUUUUCCUUCCCUAGCACAAGCUGCUUUCGCGGAUUCGACGUGCUAUAUUCCCUAUUUCUGCCAAGUAGCAAUUAUUUUUUCAAUUCCGACUGUCACAAAUACGGGAACCUCACGAUCAGACGAAGCCGAAAUUGGGAGGUCGGGGGUCCAAUGUUGCCAGGUGGCUGUGCGAGUAUCACUUGUUUCUCGUGGUCUUCGAGGAAAAAAAAACAACUGCUAUUGAAUGGAAUUACAGACUGCAAGGUGUUUAAUUUGCGUAAUUGCCAAGCCUCUGAGUCCUAGGUUUGCUUUGCAACCUAGCACGCCUCACGAGCCGGAAGUAUUGGUCUUUCACACAGUCGUGGGACGCGCCGGUUGCAGCCAAACGUCAGAGCGUACAACGUUAGAAUCAGGUCCACGGUUCGGUUUCAUUUAGAGAUAAUGCUUUUCUGAGUUUUAUGUUUCCCGAUUUCCUGUAAUCUGUUUUGAGAAAAUUGCCACUUACCAUUUUCAUAGGUCAGAUUCUGGUGGGCUCUCAAUACUAGACCAUCAAUCAGCUGAGGUUUUUUGUUUGCAUCAACACUACUCAAUCCAUUUUCCCCUUGCUGAAAUAGGCCUGGGCGAUUAUAGAAGAAAUGGGUUGUGCAGGUCAAAGUGCAUGAUUUGGCAACUUCGUCUAUUGAGCACGCUUUGCAUGCAAUUUGGACUGGGCUUCGGACCCUGAUUACGGCGCCAAUCGCUUCUCUCAUUAUCCUGUACACAUUUCGCUCUUAUUGCUCUUUCUGGGUGAGUAGGGCUUCCACUGGCACUGAUCCAAUCGACUCAAUGUUUCAUGUUCACAUCAUCAUGGCCGAGAGGCUUCCGUUGCAGCCGGCCAGCGCAGACCACUGAGCGAGAUUGACCCUUCGAGCAUGGUAUUUGGCCUCUAUUUUUGCGUACUGCACUUUUUGGCCAGUGCUAAAGGACGCGACAACGCGCCCUUCUUGGACGCCUAAGUGGCAUUGCAAUUACAAUACCAGCACGAGAACAUUUCACUACUGCUUAAAAAGCGUGCGUAGUGAAUACACAGCAGGACAAAGUUACUCAGAAACGAAUAAGAAAACAGCAGGGUUAUGGUAUAGUACACACAGUCUGCUCGACGAAAAGAGGUCACUUGGGAAAGCAAUAGAAAAAUGGAGAAAGUAACCGAUAACGUACAAAGGAGUGUGGAAAUCAAAGUAGUGGGUAGUGCCAAACUCAAGGUCAGGUUUACCAAACGGUAUAUUUUGCCCAUAGCAGGUUUUUCGGUCCACACGUUGAUUGCUCCCAAGUAGCACAGUAUCCACGCUGUUUGUACACGAAUAAGGACUCAGGAGGACUUCUUGGGUCGGGAGGUUGUCCACUGGCAAGGCGUUUGGUGAUGGAUGAACGGAGAUUUUGUUUGGACGAGUACUCAACUGACUCGACUGCCCAUUACCUUUGUGUUCCCCAAUGCGCUUGCAUCUACGAGUACAUAUGAAUCCAUGGACACAAUUUGAGGAGGCGCGCAUAGGCUAUGCAUACCUUGUGCUUUCGAUCGGAAUAGUCUUAGGAGGAGAAAGUCAUAAUAUGAACUAUGAAGCUUGGUAAGUUCUUUCAGGGAUGCAUUACAACCGCCUAAAAUGGGUUCGUUGAGUCCACCAGUUGUUUAAUACGAAUUAAGGGUCGGCUCACAUUCCGCGUCUAGGUUCGCCCAACACUAGUGAAUGCCAAUUCAACCGGAAUGUUUGUUAACUUUGAUGAAAAAAAUAAUGCAUUACUGUUUUACAAUCUCAACACUACGAACCUUUCGGUUUAUUACAGUAAAAAUCGUUCAGAUGUGAUUAUGUAGCCCAACCAGAAGCAAACAAACCCAGCCACCCCCAAUACAUGACCGGUGGUAAUAAGGGUUUUUACAGGUGGGGCCGAGGAACGCACAGGCGACGAAGUCAAAUAGUUGUAUGCACAAGAACAGCUAUUGGGAAUGCACGAUUGUACGUUGAAUGGUUGAUUUAUAGUUGUACCAACUCCUAACCCUAACCCCUAACAAUAACCCCUAAUCCUAAACCCUAACCCCAACCCCAACAGUAUUAUGUCCAUCUGGCGGAGCUGCAUAAGCACAUCUUACCUAAAAAUCUCAUAUAGUUUUUUCAGGUCUAGCCCCAAACCGUACUUUUGUAUUUCCACGAUUUUGGAGUCAAGGGAAGGAAGUCCCAGAGGAGGCAACGUGGUCGGUCGUGUUUGCUCAGACUAAGUGGACUAGACAUCUGGCCCCUACAGGUAUUUCACCGAGUAAUAACAUGGGCAACUUUGCAUCCCGAUUGAUAUUACAAUAGGGAACCAAUACUGACUGAGGCCCUUAGAGGCGCUUCCAGAGGAAAAACCUUACUUAAGCGGUAUUGUAGCACUGACAGCUGUGGAAAGUAGUCGCAUACCCCUUCGACAUCCGGCCCUUCAUUGGAGAAUAUUUCUGGCUGCCAAAUCGCAUCUCACUCGAAACCCACUCCCCUUUAUUACCCAGUGUUUUCUCAAUCACUUUCAAGCGUCUACUUGAAGUAAACCAUUUGUCUUAUGAAGGAUUGCAAAAAAGAACGUGCUCGCACUCCCAGAAACUCGCGUCUUCUUGGAGGUUAGUAUUUGAAAUCUGGUAAUGCACAGUAGUUUUAGUGUUCAACAACUCUUAUUUUUGCCAAAAGCACAGCCUACUUUUAACACUUCUUUAAGAUCUCAAUACAAGCACCUUAAAAUACUUUCAAAUUGCCAUUUUUUACAUAUAUUUAUUCCGUUUUACAAAACAAUAAAUUCUAAAAUGCCGCAAACUAAAAACAGGCUAUGGGGAAUGAAUUUGUUUUAAAUGCCAUGGGGGGAGGGUUGGACGAUCGGAUAUUUGGGGGAAUCUCGAUCGAUGGAUGACUAAAAGUCCCACUCCACAAACACAAUUUAUCACAUACUUCAAAGCAGUUUGGGCCGGACGAACAAAGUAGCCUCUCAGCAUAUUUUUUCAACUAGACGAUGGCAGCCCUACUUAGUUAAGACAUCCCACUUGUUACGAAGCCACAAUACGAACCACGGACAAUGGUGGGAUAAUACACUAAAAGUCUGGUUUAGUCAUUCACUGAAAGCCCGUAGCUCGUCAGAAUUCGCACAAAAAGUUCCCAAACCCCUAACUAUGCUUCUGCUAGUUCUAACAACCUGCAUCCCAAACACAAGUACUAGUUAACGAUCCAGCCACGGGUCUCGUCGAAGUUGAAGUAUUUAAGUCGAAUAGUUACAUAGAAAUUGAGACUCCAUGUAAUAAGUCCAGCUUCAAGUUUUCUCAAUGGCCUCAGUAACUACUUCGAAACUGUUAAGUGAACGUCGACGAGGCUUGAGGACCAAGUAGUCAGCACUUUUGAAGCUUAUUUGCUGGGCAAGCUCAAACGUCACUAGUAGGAUGGACAAUCAGUAAACGACUGGGCCAGGAAGCAAUCGAAUUCUGGCUUGAGUUCGGAGUGUUUAGGCAUAUUCUUUUAGGUGAGGCGGAACACUGUUCGGUGAGGCUACGUCCCAUUGCACGCCCCUGGUUAGUACAGUGGCCUACUGACGACAUCCAGACGUACACCUCGCACUCCAUCUCGACGAACGAUGGCUGAAUGGUGAACAAACUCGCUCUUCUCGUGGUUGGAACGGAGUAGCAGGUAUUGUCUGCAUUGAACGACGCUAGUACAUUUAGCAACCAGCACGCUCGAUUCGUCUGCGAGUGAUGAGGCUGACAGCUUGAGCAACUCAUUAGGUCAUCCAGAUGCCUAGAUAGCCAGCAACAUUCGCGUAUGCUGGGCAACCGUCCGGCCAGGCGUGUAUGGUUUCGAAUUCUCGGCUACGCAUGUGGAAGGAGUCAAAGCACUGUUAAACACUGUGGACACGGGCCGGCUGUUUGAUUGAAUACUCCCUUUUCUUCGGUUUAGACAGCCCGCAUCCGCUACGGCAUCAAGGGAAGUGGCCAAAGAGGUUCGGACACAUUCUUCGUCUCCCGCCCAUGUAUCUAGCGUCGCCGCUGCCCAUCUGAAGGCAGAAACACAGUCAGUUUUAUGUAGUUCACAGAAACAAGGAGGUAAUACCUGGACCUUCGGUUUUCACCCAGAUCUGUUGCUGAUGCUCAUCGGACAUGGCGAUGUCCUAGUCGCAACACAAUUAGGACCGGUUGGACCAGGCGUAAUCAUAGAGAUACAACCUAAGUAGUAGGUAUGCUGAAUGCAGUAAACUGCCAGACAACUGUUUUGCAGUUACUAUUGACUUUGAAUUCCUCUGUCGCACCCAUCCUCCAACCUAGCAGUAGGGGAACCAAGUUAAAAAUCAGAGGGCGCCUAGGUCUGACAAUUCAUUGAGAUUUGCGGACUGGACACGGGAAUAAGUGCUCCACCCCUACCCCCCAGCAUUACAGGUGGCCUCGCGUUAAAUUCCAAAGGUUUCCUAUCCUACUGUCUCAACUUUGGCUCAAUGCCACCUGUAGUACGGGAGGUAUCUAUUCCCGUGCCCUACCGGUUGAAGUCCUUUUAAUUUUGGGUAUCUCAGUACAGUGGCCUACUUUCCUCCCCUGUCUCCAGGGUGCACAUCAAAAAGUGCCUAAACGGGCCCCUUCUCGGAACGUCUCGAUAACUGUCUACACGAAAAAUGAGCAAAUGAAACCUGCUGCGAAGUCUCCAGGGACAAUGCGCGAUCGCACUAACACUGCCUUCGAGGCGGCUUCCCCCGUCGGUAAACGAAAAACGUUAAAGAGAUCAAAGAGCACUCUGGCUCCGCGGUCUCGACAACAGCCCUCCGCAGCAAACGCAGCUCCACUUGGAAGGCUGACGCCAGCUCCCACGCCUCGCACGGUGCGUCUUCGCAGGAUAACACGCCUACCCCGACUCAAAUCUACUGAACCACCCGCAUUUCCCAGCAUCACCACAGGUCCUGUGUGGACAAGCAUGUACUAA